AUGGCUUUCACGCAACCUCGUCUACCACCUUUGCCAAGGGUGUUCUUCACCCUCGAUGACAAGUCGCCUCAAUCCCAGAGGACCCUCCGCCGCUCCAGUAGCUUCUCCGGAUAUACUCCCUUCGAGCUCAGCGAUGCCAACUUCGAACUCGACUUGAGCCCGAAGUCUUGUGGAGACGGUGGCUGUGAAGUGACGGAGACGACCAUUGCGGAUAAGUGUGGGCCAGGAGAGCCGCCGGUGCUAUGGCCCGAUACCGAGGAUGAAGAGCCCAUGGGCUGGUCUGAGGCGCCCUCUGCAUCGGGAACCCUUGGGCCACCAACCGAUGAGACGGAGAGCUGGAAAGGCGUCCCGGUCAUGGGCCUUUGGCUCUCUCCGCUGCCCUCUAAAGAGGGCCCAGUUGCGGAAUCCAGUCUCGACGAGGCGCCGAGCGAGGAUCACGAUGUCUCCGGCAAAGUGAAGGUGAAGCUCGCAAGUGCAGUCCCAGUGCCACAUGCGAAACCCACUGCGAUUCCUUCUUUGCUGCCUCUCUUGAGUGCGCAGUCCGCGGCGAGGAGCACCGUCGGCCAAAAGUAUUGUGGCGCCAAGUCUGAACUGGUCCUUGCCACGAGCCCACAGGCGAUGACGCCGAUGUCUUCCGCUGGCACAGAGCGGUCCAAUCGAGCUUCUGCCCUGGGCGCAAGUCCCAUUGGAUCGGCUCCUCAAUCUCCUGUAGACGAGGAAUCAGAGCAGAACCUCUCGGAGAACGAAAGUCAGUUCAUGGGGGAUGUGACGAAGGUGUCCAGAAAGACACGAGAGGAUGUCACCACCAUGAUGGUCAGAGGUGUGCCAGCGCUCAUGACGCAGCGCGACCUGAUAGAGGAGUUGAACGCGUCCGGAUUCCUGCAGCUCUAUGACUUCUGCUACCUGCCGCGGGACUUCAAGUGCUCGGAGAACAAAGGCUAUGCGUUUGUGAAUUUCGUCGCUGCCAAGACCGCUUGCUUAUUCCAGAACGCCUGGCACAAUCGCGUCCUCACGGAUUCCUCGGGCUGCUCUCAGCAAGUGGUCAUCGUAAAUGCAGCAGUGCAGGGCCUGCAGGAGAACAUGAAGAAGUGGUGCGGACCUCGCAUGCGCCGCAUUCGAAAUCCUGAUCUCAAGCCUUUCCUCGCGCCGCACGUCGUGGAGGCGAUGCUGCCGGAACAAUCAAUGGAUCGGACUCCGACCGCCGGUGGCCAAUCCUUGCCGGGUGCCGUGGACCUUGUCGCCUGCAGCCCCACCUCCGAUUCGUCGACGAAGCAAGUGAUGCAAGCCAUGCGUGCCGGUGCUAUUGCGCUGCAGAAGGCCAGCGCCAUGGAUGCUCUUCAGUAUGUUUUCGCUUUGAUAUGA
This is a messenger RNA of Symbiodinium sp. CCMP2592, 1362 nucleotides long. NCBI's taxonomy places the organism in Eukaryota, Dinophyceae, Suessiales, Symbiodiniaceae. The record is from the annotation of a GenBank genome assembly.